This is a messenger RNA of Salarias fasciatus (jewelled blenny), 7695 nucleotides long. RefSeq names its product shroom family member 1 (gene shroom1). The transcript has 10 exons. Gene Ontology annotation, biological process: actin filament organization. NCBI's taxonomy places the organism in Eukaryota, Metazoa, Chordata, Actinopteri, Blenniiformes, Blenniidae. Gene Ontology annotation, cellular component: apical plasma membrane; apical junction complex; adherens junction. Bases 368 to 5254 code for a protein of 1628 amino acids. Gene Ontology annotation, molecular function: actin filament binding. The record is from RefSeq and is a predicted model, not a curated record.
GGAAAGCUCCUUACAAGAGACGAGCCUGCCAGCGACACACAAAGCGAACAGUCAUUUUCAUUUUUCAGUUUUUGUUCCAUACCCGGCGUGUUUUCGCUGAUUUUGAAAAAGAAACACGGAGUGGAAAUCCUCGGAGUUCCUGGGAAUCUGCAGACAUGAUGUCACGGACAUGGCUGGUUUGCUGCGAGAGCUCCGUGUCUGAAUGACUCCCACUCUCAGAUCAGACCAUUUCAAGAGGAACUGAAUAAACAAAAAGGCAUCAGGGAAAUGACCUAAAUACCAUCAGGCGUGGCAGACAACCUGGUGCAAUUCUCUGUUUUCAUUCACAAGGAAGACACAUGCAUCAGCGCACAUACAAGCACAACACAUGUAUAAAUCCUGCCCUUCCCUUCCUGCCAUUCGCCCCAUGGAUUCCUACGGCUUCCACUUUGAGAGAAUGAGCAACGUGGACCUGCAUCCUCUGAGCCUGCCUGUCAGCCGGCUUUCCCCAGCGAAGUCCAACAGCAGCAUCGUUGACCAGCUUGCCCACCACCAACACGGCAAAGGCGACUCUGCCUACAGCUCCUUUUCUGGUGGAUCCACUGCCCCAGACUACCCCUCACCCUUUCUUCCAGACGACCUGCAAUCUAACCACUUCAGCCACUAUGCUGAUCUUAAGUAUGUGAAGUCUAUUUACCAGCCGACUCAAGUUCUGCAGUCAGACUCCAAGGCCAUGGACCAGCUGUAUCGCUCCGUUGAAGCUAUCUCUCAGCAAUGUCAGAACAGUACCAACUCCAACGUAAACCAUCAUAAUCUCAAUGGAAAUGAUAGUUUUCAUUGUAACAAUAAGUCACAGUCUAAACCAGAGGUGCAUUUUGGAAGUUUGCCCCAGAAUGCAUACCCGCCUGUCCGUCCUCCUCCUGUUCCUACACGCCUGGAUAGCUACAUAGCCACUAAAAACCUGGAGAACAGCAGAGUCCAGCACCAUGGCAAUAAUGACUAUCAGUCCCAGAAACCACAGCCUCAACAGCAGCAACUCAGAAGUCAUGACAGACUCCCUCCGCAACCCCAUGGCGUAAAUACCCCAAGAUCAGAGAAAAUUAACCCCGAUACAUUCAAGUCAUUAAGUUCCAACCCAGUCUACUCAGUUUGGAAAGGUACUCAGCAGCAGCAGCCACAGAUCCAGCAGCCACCAAGCUACCGGCCCCAAUCCCAUUCCUCCGAUCAGACCAGGGUGCCAUUGAACCCAGAAUACCUUUCUAUCUUGGAUAAAAAAGCAACCACUGAACAGCAGAAGUCAACAAACAUCCUAAGCCGAUCACCUCCUCGAGGCACGAGCCAGACUGAGCACUUGACACAGAAACAACCCUCGAGCAGCAGCGGAUGCAAUGGAGACCAUCACAGCAAAUCUAGUGGCAGCAAUAACAAUUUUGAAAGUCAGCGCAAAAGGGCACGCUCAGCUCAAGAUUGGAUUGGUUCAGAGGCAGUUCGAGCUGCCAGUCCUUUGAAUGCUGGACAGAGUUUUGUAAGCAGUAGCAUCCAACAUAAGGGUCAGUUCUACUUUGUCACUGGAAUGUGUAAGCAGACUGAAUCUGGUGUGAGAACACAAUCUCUAUCUGUGUGUGGGUCUGACUUGGGGAGAGAGAUCUCUUCUAUGCUGGAGACACAACAGCCACGAGAAACAGAAAGAUGCCACAGCACAAUGGAUAAUUUGUUUAGACCUCUCCAAGCGAGUUCUCGCUCUUCCAGUGGUACAAUUACACAGGAGAGAGAGGCUUUCAGUUCUUUGUCUCAGGGUAAGGACAUGAUCUCCAAACGCCAAGAUCAGGAGAACCACAAACCAUCUGUCUUUUCGACACAGUCUGCUCAAAGUUUUGACGCUAUUGAAGAUAUUGACACGACGCAGAAUCGAGAAAUUGGACGUCACACACCCAGCAAUCCCAUAUUCUACUGCGGACCUGACAGGAACUGCCCGCAAACCAUGCAAGCAAAUGAUUUCACUUCACUGGCCAGCCAGGAACAGGCCAACCACCUGAGCAGACAGGAGCAGAUGAAAAGAGGGAAGCGGCAGCCCUUGGGGGACGUUGCAAGCGAAAGGAUCAAUAAAGAAACGACCCCACUCCUCUAUCAUCUCACUGGGGCGAGCAGAGCAGCUUUACAGCCCAAGAAAGAACCAGAUUUCAAUAAAAACAUGAAAAGCAAAGAUGCAGUCCUGAACAAAACAGGCCAAGGAGAUGUGGCUGUAAAUGCUGAGAUACUGUCACAAUCUGAAAAAAGCAAGGUUGAAAAAGGUGAAGUUGCAUGUAACACCCUCGAUGACUCAUUCAAAAAGUACUACAAGGAGAAGCUGAAGGACGCCCAGUCUAAAGUCCUGAGGGAGACAUCCUUUAAAAGGAGGGACCUGCAGCUGUCAUGGCCACACCGUGUCAGGCAGAAACCAGAGCUGAGGCCAGCAGUCAUUCACUCUUUCUCCUCGUCACAGGACUCUGAGACCUCCACAGACACGCUCACGCCUUCUGUGGCCUCCGAGGAGACGGAGAAAGGCAGCAUUAAAGAAGAAGCCACGGAGUAUCAGAUGGAGAUCAGCAAAGAGACCGAGAAGGAAAAUGGGAGGCAAGCAAACGUAGCCCAGCCUCAGGUGGCACGCAUUGGAGGCAGGAAGAGACUGACUCAAGAGCAGAAGAAGAUGUGCUACUCUGAACCAGACAAGCUCAAUCAGCUUGGUGGUGGCCCCAGUCAUUCGGCAUGUCGCUCCUUUGGUAAUGAAAGUGAAAACCAGUUUGCAGGUGAAUAUGAGAAUGACGAGCAUGUGCAACAGGGAGAACAGGGACUUGUUGCAGCACGUAGGAAGAUGUUUGAGACAAGAGGUCGAGCCCAGUCAGCCUCAAGUGCCUCAAAGACGAACCUGAAGCAUAUGCAGCACAAGGCCUUGGUGGAAUACAUGGAGCGUAAGACUGGACAAAAAGUGGCUGAGCCCCAGCAGUCAAUCCCUCAGUUACCAACUCCACCCAGACAGAGGCACUCUCUUGGGGAGAAACCAUUCGACUGGGGCCCGAGGCCCUUAUCAGCGAAUCAGGACAAUAAAAAUACAAAGAAGAAACUGAACAGACCCCACUCUGCAGGCCGCAUCCUCGAUUCCUCCAGCAGCUCUAUCAGGUAUGCCCAGUUCUUCUCAGCUCAGUCUUGCUCUGGCCAGUACGGUGGCCAGCAUGAUCAGUCCAGAUGGAGGGAAAGCCAAGGCCCAUCUCAGGGAAAGUGCGUUUCAGUGGAGAGUCUUUUAGACCAGCCAGAACCACCCAGCCUCUUCAGGAACCGUUCUACGUCCACGCCACAUGCUUUUCAGGCACAUGAUUGUGAGAAGGAUCCAUUACCCGUUAAUACUAUGGAGACCUGGAGCCUCCAGAAGCAUCCGUCUGAGGAAAUCACAGUGAAGCAGGCAUCUGAGGGCCAACAGCUGAUCCGGGUUGCACAGAGAGGGAAGUCCAUGGAAGAGCUGGGGGCCUCAAAGGUCACAAAGCUGGCGGCCCUCAGUAAAAGCUCUGAGCAGCUGGAUCAGCUGUGGAGGCAUUCGAGUGGGCCGGGAGGACAAAACAGAGAUAAGAGGAGUGUCUCAUUCUUUGCUGAAGUCAGAGAAGCCCAGGGGCUGGAAAUAGAGAAGAAGGACAAACAGAUGGCAUCUGAGCUGAUUGGAAAAGAAGUAGCGGUGGAAUAUCAGAACAAUACUCAGGGACAGACACAAAACCAAACCCAGAGAAAAUCCCUACUGAAGCAGAGCUCUGAACCAGAACAGGAUGAAGGAGCAGCAACGAAGAACUCAAGCAGAUCCACCUCCCCAGCCUCCAGCUCUGCAUCCCAAACCUGGGGUCACUCAGCAUCCUGUGGAUCUCACAGCCCUGUUGAAUCAAGGUCCAGCAGGCCUCAAAGUGGGACUUCCUCCGACUCACAUUACCACAGAAGUGUAGAGAUCAAUGAGAGGGAAAUGAAAUCCACCUCGCCCUCCCCAACCCAGACAAAACUUCUUGGUGAAAGCAGGCCUAGCUCCAGAGCCAAGUCUUGUCCCUCCGUGACUGGAUCAGAGAAGGAGCAGUCGGUGGAUGAACCGAGUCGUGACGCCCACCCAUCGGAUUCAAACCAUGAAGUGUCUCUAAGCUGCGGUGUCACCACAGACCCUUCCCUGUGGAUUCUCCCACCAGAGGGGGAGAUCAGAGAGGACGUCCUGAUUUUAACGCUGACAGACGAUGUUUUUGAUGAGCCGACCAGCCCCGUCACUUCAAAGCAGACAAGCGAAGCGUCUGUGUCCCCCUGCAUGUCCGUCUCCGAUGCGGACCUCACUCAGCAGGUGGAAGAGGACAAAGAUCCUCACCUGGAAGAUGAGAAGCUGGGCGAAAGCCCAGAGUUUGAGGAGAGGGGGACACCAGAGGGACAGACGGAGGCUGUGCAAAGGCCUGUUGAGAGACCUCAGUGGGAGGAGCUUGUAGAAGCCGUCGUCCAAGACGACCAGUCAUUGGCGAGAGUGCUCUACCCGCUAGCCAAUCGUAAGACGGCACUGAUGCUGAUGGAGCAGCUGCUUUCAGAGGACACUCUGCUGAUGGAGGAGCACUAUAAGAAGAAACAGGAGCAGCAGGGAACUUCAGGAAGCACCGAAGUGGUGGAAGGAGCUGAACUCUGCCCGUGUCCUUCUGCGUCUGGCAGUCAGAAGUCUGACGGUACACACCUGCAGAGCAAAGCUGAUAUUACAGAGAAGAAGCGUCUGUUGGUGUCUUACAUCGAGGAGCGCCUGCGAUCGUUUGAUGAGACCCGCGGCGCCCUCCAGAUGGACGUGCAGGAGAACGCGGCCAGCGGACAGGCGCUGGAGGCGCUGGUCCGCGAGCGCUGUCUCCCCGUGGAGCUGGAAAGGUACAACCUGUUCAUAGCGGACCUGGAGAGGGUGGUCAGCCUGCUGCUGUGCCUGUCAGCUCGGCUGGCCCGGGUGCAGAACGCCCUGAGCACCGUGGACCAGAACACAGACGCUGAGGAGAAGCAAUCUCUGGACAGUCGCCACCGUCUGCUAUGCAAACAGAGGGAGGACGCCAAAGAUCUGAAGGAUAACCUGGACCGCAGAGAGAACCAGAUCUCCACCUUCCUGUCCCGCCAGCUUUCGGCCGAGCAGCUGCAGGACUACCGGCGCUUCGUGCAGACCAAGGCCUCGCUGCUCAUCCGGCAGAAGGACCUGGAGGAGAAGCAGAGGCUGGGAGAGGAGCAGCUGGAGGCUCUUUCCAACAGCCUCAAACUGUGAGAGCGUAAAGAAACAAGAGAUCCGGAGUUCACUUACUCUGCUUGCCCUGAAACAAAGAUGGUUUGUCCAGAAAGACAUGCUGAGAGUAUUUUUGGCUGUACUUUCAGGCUCGGUCUGCCUGAUGAGAGGUAUCACUGAUCUCUCCAACCUUUUGCACCCCAUCGUGACGUUCUUUUGUCCUCCUGAAAGAGUUUCUGCCUGAGCUGCAUCGUCUUGUACUGCUCUCCUCUCAUGAGUAUCGACGGUACACGGGGCGAGCGUGAAGCGGAGCGCCCACUCAGACACUCUCAUCAACUCUCCGCCCAGACUGGAAGUGAACCGUCUCCGCUCUCUUUUCGGCGUGCCUUCACAUCGUUGUUGCUGUAGAAUUUUUUUUUUUUUUCUUCCAUCUGAGCUGCUGUGCAGAAACUUAGCAUGUCAUUCCUCCUAAGUGAUUCAGAAACUGUCCUUCACUUUUCCACCCAGAUGAUAGUCCGACAGCCCCAGAUCUGCACCUCCGGAAACCUUCGAUAAGCUUUAAGAUUGUAUUUGGGCUGUGAGGUGGUUUCAGUGAAAUAGAGUUGCCUGAGAGAGCGUGGUGUACUGUUUAUUAUCAGUAAAAUGUAAAAUAGUUGUUGUAGAUUAUGUUAUUGUUUUGUAAUGUUUUUGUUUUUAAAAUGUAUUUCAAAUUAAGGCACUAAAAACCAAAAAAAGGUGAAAUGAUAAAAAAGCACUUUGGAAAGAUACAUAAAUGCACAUUUCUUCUAAAGCAAUUCAGAAUGAUUUCAAACGACAGCCUUACUUACUCCAUCCAUCCAAACAAAACCUAGAAUCAAUAGAAAUGUUUUUUUUUUUUUUUAAGAUGUAUUCUCUAAAAAGGUACAGAGCACAUCCAACCUCUUUCAGGAUUGUGAACAAAUACUUUCCCAGCUGAUUUCAUACUUAAUGUUAAAUCUCCAUGAUUUCAUGCUGGAGCGGCUCCGCGUACGGAGGCGCUAAACCUCGUGAAAGCAGAUUAUAAGUAAGCAACAAUUAUAUCACGGAGUAUUUCCCCUCAUUUGUCCCCUCGUUGCAAAAGUGACACGUGAUACUUGAAAUGCCUUUUUUUUAUAAGAGGAAAGUCCACAAGCUCCACUGCAGGAGUCUUAAACUGUUCUUCUCUCCUCUACCUCCACACCCUGUAGCUUCCUUUUUAGCUUUUAUUUAAAUUCACACACUCAAUCAACUAACUUCAAACUGCAUAUUCAUGUCUCUAUGUUAAUAUUUGUCAUUAGUUUAUAGAGUUUUAUUCAUUUCUUUGUACUGAACGGAGACCGGAAGCUCCGUCACUCUUAUGUGCGCGCAAAAUCAUGGAUGUCUUAAAACAUGGAAAGGUUUAGUUGUUUGAAGAGAAGGACAGAACCCCUCUCCGUGUUUGCUGUGUUAGCUCUUAAUGAAAAGCUCUAAAUGAGAGAAAAUGUCCAGAAAAAAAAAAAAGCUGCGAUGUAUGUAAUAUUUAAGAUUUUCAAAGUGUGGGAAGAAAUUAUAAUGAAGAGAAAUAAGUAGAGUAAAACUAUUAACUCUCUUAUCUUUGAUUUAGAAUUUUACAACUAAAUCCAUUAAAGGUGUAACUGAGACUGAAUGGAAUGAAGUGUAAUGAAAGCUAUUGGUGUAAGACGAUAUGUAAAGACGAUUGAAACUCUGCUUUUUAUUGGCCUCUGAUUCAAACAGCUUCUAAGAAUUACUGCUGAGUGUGAAACGAGUCCCACACUUUGAAAACCUAAGAUUUCUUAAAAAAACAAACAAAAAAAAAAAGUCUGAAUUGAAGAGAAAAAAAAAAAAGAUUAAUAACCUGUAACUAAUAGCAGCAGCAGCAGGUUCUCCUCAGACACUAACAACUCAUUUCUCUUCCUGUUUUUGUGCUAGACACUUUCUCUGCCUCGGCUCCGAAAACAUUUCUCCAGAGAUUUACUUUUCAGUUGGCUAAACAAACGUAUGCUUGUUUUGGCCUUUGUGCUGACGCAGGGCCGAGGAGUUGGAGGGACUCUUCUGUUGUUUCCCGCAGCCUGCUGGAAUUCCUCAAGUAUGCAAAAGACCAACAUUGUGGAGAGCGAGAGGACUCGGGGGAGAGAGUGAGGAAAGGAGCAGCACAUGGAGAAAUACUCCCGUUUUUAGCUUCCGUUUGUGUGAACACAAGCAAAUAUUCCAAGACUUCCUGAGUCUCUUUCUUGUUUCUCUCUUUUAAUCAAAGCAGUGUUUUUGCCGGAGUCACAGAGAAGGAAGUCUUCUUUUGUUCACGAGACUGGAAACAGUCCAGAGUUUGUGUUAAAGCCAAGAAGGAAAGACAUUUCAGCAAGAGACAUUUCUAAAUCUGCUUCUUCUGCUGUAUUUCACACCCGUUGUUCUCUCGUUUUGUGCCUGUUUGGAGUUUUAUAUUCCAUGAUGUUUGUUAUAUUGUGAAUAAAUUAAGCCUCCCCCUCUUC